AUGAUCUCCAAAUUCGCCCUUUUGGCUGUGACAAUGCUCGUUGGGCAAUCAGCCAUGGCUACGCCCCUAGCCGCGGAUAGCUCAUCCUCCGGUUUGGAGAAGAGGUUCAGCACCUUGAGUGGUCAAUGGAGUUCCGAAAGCGAGGGCAGCGGCCGGUAUACUCUAUACAACAACCUCUGGGGUCAAUCAUACGACACAUCCGGAAAACAAUCUACUCAAGCCACCUCGUAUAGCGGUACCACUCUCGCCUGGAAGACCACCUACUCUUGGGCCGGGUCUUCUUAUCAGGUAAAAAGCUAUGCAAACGCCGCGCUGAAUACCGGCCUUGGAAAGAAAUUGUCCGCGAUUUCUUCCAUCCCUAGCACAUGGAAAUGGAGUUACACAUCGGCGUCUUCGUCCCUCAUCGCGGACGUUUCUUAUGAUCUGUGGCUAAGUAAUUCCGCAUCGGGAACGCCAUCGAGUGCCGCGAGCACUUAUGAGAUUAUGGUGUGGCUCAGCUCACGUGGUGGAGCUGGACCUGCUGGCUCUCAGAUUGCAACGGUGACGGUUGGAGGCCAUUCUUGGAAACUAUACAAGGGGACUGUAUCGACUUGGACCGUCUAUUCUUUCGUUGCUACUUCUGAGAUCGCAUCGUAUAGCGGCGACCUCAAGGCCUUCUUCACUUAUUUGUCUAGCUCUCAGGGGCUAUCGACCUCUCAGUACUUGGUCGGAGCUCAGGCUGGUACUGAACCUUUUGUCGGCUCUGCGACGCUCACGACGUCUGCAUAUACGAUCAGCGUUAACUAG
Messenger RNA from Rhizoctonia solani, 786 nucleotides. RefSeq names its product endoglucanase cel12C. The transcript is spliced from 6 exons. NCBI's taxonomy places the organism in Eukaryota, Fungi, Basidiomycota, Agaricomycetes, Cantharellales, Ceratobasidiaceae. Gene Ontology annotation, molecular function: cellulase activity. Gene Ontology annotation, biological process: polysaccharide catabolic process. The record is from RefSeq and is a predicted model, not a curated record. The coding region runs from base 1 to 786 and encodes 261 amino acids.